Schistocerca americana (American grasshopper) is the source of this 2014-nucleotide messenger RNA. It is a transcript of the gene Tfb1, whose product is annotated as general transcription factor IIH subunit 1. The transcript has 11 exons. Bases 170 to 1819 code for a protein of 549 amino acids. Gene Ontology annotation, biological process: nucleotide-excision repair; transcription by RNA polymerase II; transcription by RNA polymerase I. Lineage: Eukaryota; Metazoa; Arthropoda; Insecta; Orthoptera; Acrididae. The record is from RefSeq and is a predicted model, not a curated record. Gene Ontology annotation, cellular component: transcription factor TFIIH core complex; transcription factor TFIIH holo complex.
GUUGGUUGUCAUUAUGAAACAGCUGAUUGCCUAAUUGAGGUUGAGUUAUAUUGAAGUGAUGGCCAUAAUUAGCUAUUACUUUCGAAAAAUUGGGGUUUUGGACAUUAUAGAGUGUGAUUAAAACAUUAAUAAAAUUUCAACAUCGUUAUAGUCACUUUCCUACACCGUCAUGACGACAUCGUCAGAAGACGUACUGCUUCAAGUGAGCCAAGUCCGGUACAAGAAAGGCGAUGGCACGUUGUAUGUGAUGAACGAGCGGUUGGCGUGGAUGCUGGAUCAUAGGGAUACAGUGUCUGUAAGCCAUCGGUACACAGAUAUCAAAUUACAAAAGAUUUCACCUGAAGGCAAACCUAAAGUGCAACUUCAAGUUGUAUUGCAUGAUGGAACUACGUCAACAUUUCAUUUCGUCAACAGGCUGGGUCAGGAAGCGCAAAUAAAAGACAGGGAUGAUGUUAAAGAAUUACUGCAGCAACUUCUUCAAAAGUUUAAACGAGAAGUUAAUAAAGAGCUUGAAGAGAAAAACAGGCUUCUGACAGAGAACCCUGCAUUGUUGCAAUUAUAUCGUGAUUUAGUAAUAACUCAUGUAGUUACUUCAGAAGAAUUUUGGGCUCAUCAUGCUGUACAAUACACACAGAAGCAGCUUAACCAAAAACAGGAUAUUGGUGUCUCAGGAGCAUUUUUGGCUGACAUAAAGCCUCAGACAGAUGGAUGCAAUGGUUUGAAGUAUAAUCUGACUGCUGAUAUUAUAGAGUGCAUAUUCAAAACAUAUCCUGCUGUACGUAAAAAACACUUAGAAUAUGUUCCUCACAAGCUCAGUGAAGCUGACUUUUGGACUAAAUUCUUCCAGUCACACUAUUUUCAUAGAGACCGUAUCAAUGCAGGUUCAAAGGAUCUCUUCACUGAGUGUGCCAAGUUGGAUGAUCAAGAACUGAAGAAAGAUAUCACCUGUGGUAUUGAAGAUCCACUUGUAAACAUAACAGAAUUUGAAGACACCACAUUGGAUGAAGGUUAUGGUACUGGAAUCGAGAAGUCUGGCACAUCUCAGAGUGGCAAUAUGGUUCAUCAGAAUAUGAUAAAGAGGUUUAACCAGCAUUCAAUUAUGGUAUUAAAAGCCUGUCAGCAACAUACGUAUGAGCAGCCAGAGUCACCAUCCCAGAUAAAUGGCAAUAUAAACAGUGAACCACAGUCAAAUGUAAAAAAGUUAAGACUUCAGGAGAAGAUAACAUAUGAAGACCUAGAUGCCGCUAGCGAGUCCAAUAAUGUCAGUGCCCCACAACUAAGUCUGUCUAGAGUUGAUAGGUAUUUGCAUGGACCAAUGCCUGACUCCUCAGCUGAAGGACUGACAGGAGAACAGCUGUUGGGAACCUCCAUGAAACUUGGUAGGGAGGCACAAAGUUGGGGAGUAUUACAGCGGCAUAAUACAACACUGGUGAAUCCUGCAUCAGCUGUUAGUGCCUUAGGAGAACUGACUCCAGGAGGUGCAUUAAUGAAAGGUUUCCAGGAGGAAUCUCUAGCACAGCUUGUGCCACCGGAUCUUGAGAAGGAACUGAAGAAUCUGUACAUGUCAAUGUGUGAGCUACUACGCCAUUUUUGGGCAUGCUUUCCCCCAACUACAACAACAUUAGAGCAGAAAGCAGCCCAUAUGCAUGAAGCACUCCACAGGUUUCACUCAGCUAGGCUGAAACCUUUUGAGGAUAGAGUGCUGAGAGAAUAUUCACCCUUGAGCCACAAUCUGACUAGUCACCUGAAUCAGCUGCUGAAUGCAGCUUACCGUAAAUUUGCUACAUGGCAACAGCGCAAAAUGCAGAUCCUGAGGUAGCCAAAGGAACAUGGUGUAUUUACAGGACUCAGUUACCACAAAUUAUUCAUGCCAAAAAGAAGUUUGAAGCAUUUAAUAUAUAUAUUUACUGUAUAUUUCUGAUAAAACAGAACAGUGCUACACAGACAUCCGUGAUGUAUUUUAAUAAGUGAUGUACAUGUGAAUACUCAAGUAUUAAACAUUUAUAGUUUUGUA